AUGGUUUUUGUAAUGGUUGAUGGUAUUGGAGAUACAUCAUUACCACAAUAUCAAAGAAAAACAACACUUCAAGAAGCAAAUACUCCAACAAUGGAUGCUAUGGCAUUUGGUGGUAUUAAUGGUGCAAUGGAUCCAGUAGAACCAGGUUAUGCAUGUGGUAGUGAUACUGCCCAUCUUUCAAUUCUAGGUUAUGAUCCAAGAACCUAUUAUAGAGGCAGAGGUGCAUUUGAAUCAAUGGGUGCUGGUUUGGAAAUGGUUCCUGGUGAUAUUGCUUUUAAAUCAAACUUUGCAACUUUAGAUACAAAAACAGGUAUUGUACUUCAAAGAAGAGCUGAUAGAAAUUUUGAACAUCUUGGACCAAUUUUAUGUGAUUAUUUAACUGGAAUUAAAUUACCAUCAUUCCCAGAUUAUAGAGUAGAUGUUAAAUAUGCAACCGAGCAUAGAUGUGGUGUUAGAGUUAGAGGUCCACAUCUUACUGAUGCAAUCAGCGGUACUGACCCACUUAAAGAUAAUUUACCAUUAUUACAAGCAAAACCAUUAAACGACUGUCAUGAUGCCAUUUUAACUAGUAAAAUUGUAAACGAACUUUCAACUGAAAUUCAAAAAGCAUUAGAAAAUCAUCCAAUUAAUGUAGAAAGAAGAAAACAGGGUUUAGCAGCAGCAAAUGUUGUAUUAUUACGUGGUUGUGGAGUUUGCGUUGAUGCACCAACAUUCGAACAAAAGUAUAAAAUGUCAGCAUUCAUGAUUGCACCAACUUGUAUUAUUGCUGGUUUAGGUAUGUCAAUUAAAAUCGAUAUCGUUGAUGCACCUGGUGCCACUGGAGACUAUCAUACAAAUUUACAAGCAAAAGCAGAUACUCUUUUAGAGAAUUUAUUAGAAGAUUCAAAUAAAUAUCAAUUUGGUUUCCUUCAUGUUAAAGCUGUUGAUGAUGCAGGUCACGAUAAAAAUGCACCACUCAAAAUUGAAUUUUUAGAAAAAGUUGAUAAAAUGUUAUCAUUUAUUAUUACAAAAUUAUCAGAAGCUCAAAGAAAUAAAAAAGGAAAUUUCACAAUUUGUUUAACAGGUGAUCAUUCAACACCAGUUUUAACAGGUGAUCAUUCAUAUGAACCAGUACCAUUCACAAUUACCAAAGUUACUAAUGCCGAUAAAAUUAUAAAUAAUCCAAAUAAUGAAACAUUUGUCAAAAAUCCAAAUGAUUUCAUUGAUAAUGUUAAUAAAUUUUCAGAAAUUGAUUGUAUUGGUGGUGUUCUCGGUAGAUUCCCUGGUUCACAAGUUAUGAACAUUAUUUGCCAAUAUAUGAAUAAUUAA
Molecule: messenger RNA, 1308 nt
Organism: Dictyostelium purpureum
Lineage: Eukaryota; Evosea; Eumycetozoa; Dictyosteliales; Dictyosteliaceae
Exons: 5
Coding region: 1-1308 (435 amino acids)
Molecular function (GO): metal ion binding
Source: RefSeq, a predicted model, not a curated record